AUGUUGAGCGCCUUGGCUAGGAAGAGCAAGCUGGUUGCCGCCGGUAAGAAGAGCAAGGGUGCCGCGGCUACUGCUACAGCGGCGGCGGCGGCGGCCUCGGUGCACACAUCCGGGCGUGGAAGUGGCUCGGCGGCCCGCAUCCUCAGUCGUGGGGGAGGCACGGCCUUGGGCGCAGAUUCUGCGAGCCGAACCCUAGGUCGCGGAAGCGGAUCAGCGUCGGCGGCCGCAUCGGCAGCAGCGGCGACCUGUCCUAUCUCCGGUGGUCUCGGGUACGGCGUGGCGACGGUUCCCAUUGGAUCCGGCGGAGGUGCCUUCCCUGGCGCGGCGACGGCUCCAUCGUUGGACGGGACAAAGGACCCACGUCCAUCUAAUGGGUUUAUGAGCUAUUUUGGUAAUCAACCACACAAUUUUCAUUUGGUUGGUGCACCUGUCCAUAACAUUGAAGGAAGUUCAUCGACAGAAGUGCAGAUCUUCUAA
This is a messenger RNA of Miscanthus lutarioriparius, 477 nucleotides long. NCBI's taxonomy places the organism in Eukaryota, Viridiplantae, Streptophyta, Magnoliopsida, Poales, Poaceae. The record is from the annotation of a GenBank genome assembly.